Molecule: messenger RNA, 912 nt
Organism: Alternaria viburni
Lineage: Eukaryota; Fungi; Ascomycota; Dothideomycetes; Pleosporales; Pleosporaceae
Exons: 1
Coding region: 1-912 (303 amino acids)
Source: RefSeq, a predicted model, not a curated record
AUGACCGCCAACAACGACACUAGGUGGGCAGAGGCACUGCGAGGGCUCUCGACAGCCUUCAAUGACCUCCGCCUCGCCGAACCUGAACUCAACGAGCGCAUCGCCGCAAAUCAGGCGGAGAUUACCGAGAGCUACGGCCUUUGGCAGUCAAAGCAUGCCGCAGUGCACGGCGCCACGUACGAUCAAGGUCUAGCCGAGCUCGUGGAUUACUUGCAGAACGAGCGGCCCCAAGACAUGUACUUACAAGGGAUGGUGACAGAAUACCUGGUAGAGGGAGUGCAGUUGCCCAUUCGUGCGCUCGUCUGCCAACAGCGGGUUCGAGCUGCCCUCGAGGCAAAGCUCGCCUGUCUCGAGCGCCUUCUACCAUUCAUGGAGGUCAUCACCGCCAAGUCCAAUGACCCUCCCGCGACUACUAGUCAGGCUUCUCCCGCCACUUCUAGUCAGGCUCCUCCCUCAACUACUAGUCAGCCGCCUGCAAAGAAACAGAAGUCAACUGUGUCUGGAGGAACUGCUAGCGUGAUUACCCCACCAUCCAAGAACAAGUUACCAGCAUGGGCGUCGCAGCCGCAACCAUACCCGAACCAUGCGUCUGUAGAUUCACCUGAGAACGAACCGACAACCCCACUACAGCAAUCUCUAGCCGGGCUAACGCAGCGACCACAAUCACUGCCGAUUACUCCUUCCGCACCCAGUCUUGGAGGUCCAGUCCCACCGCAUCCACCGCAGCUACCGCAGAUUACCUUGCCUACACCUAAUGUUGAGGGCUCAACUCCGGCGUUGCCACCACCCACAAGAAACGAGAUUACCUUCAAAGUCCCGGAGCAAACACUCCUUGAGCACUUCGACCGACUCACGGAAGAAAUGGGCGCAAUGCCUGAGGUUCUUAGAGAUGCGAUACUUCUCUCUUCGUAG